AUGAGCGACGCCACUCCUCCUUCUAGCUCGCCGUCUUCCUCCACCGCCAGCACCGACACCAAAGCCAUCGACGCUGCUCAUGACACCGUCAAGAGUCGGGCUGAAAGCACGUGGACGGACGCGGACCGCGCGGCGAUGCUUGGCGCUUACCUCGACAUGUUUCCGCCCAACGUCGACUUCUGGCGUCUUACCGAGCAGAUGUUCCCGCAGAGGUCCAACAAGAUGAUAAGGAUGCAGUGGAAGCGCCGCGUCGAAAAGGCGAUGCGCGAGCUCUUUGACGGACGCGGCGGUGGCGGUGAUAUCGCCCACGACGAGCCGUCGAAGAAGGAGGCGAUGAAACGGCCCGGCAAGAGGGAAGCUCGGACGGGGGGAAAGUCGACGGGUGCGGCGGCCAAGAGGCAGAGGAAGGCCAAGGACGAAUCGCCCUAG
Molecule: messenger RNA, 429 nt
Organism: Pseudozyma flocculosa PF-1
Lineage: Eukaryota; Fungi; Basidiomycota; Ustilaginomycetes; Ustilaginales; Ustilaginaceae
Exons: 2
Coding region: 1-429 (142 amino acids)
Source: RefSeq, a predicted model, not a curated record